Molecule: messenger RNA, 4703 nt
Organism: Eutrema salsugineum
Lineage: Eukaryota; Viridiplantae; Streptophyta; Magnoliopsida; Brassicales; Brassicaceae
Exons: 27
Coding region: 139-4431 (1430 amino acids)
Source: RefSeq, a predicted model, not a curated record
CAGCUCAAUUGUUUCAUAUCAGAAAUAAAACGAAUCUCUUCGUCCUUCUCUAUAAACCCUACGAGCCAGAGAUAUGCGUAUCGAUUCUUCACGUCACCAUCGGAGCUCUGGGCAGUAAUAUUAUUGCUUGAACCGGUAAUGGUGGGAAUCAUGGUUUCGUAUUCAAGAGAAACGCUGGAAGGUCUCGCGAGUUCCGCCAAAUCAGCCACGGAAUUGGCUCCGAAGCUGCACUGCUUGCGCAAUUUGCGCCGGGAUUUGCAAAAAGAAGCCUCCGUUUUCCCCACCGAGCUUCUUCCUCUCCUUUUCGAUCUUCUCUCAGAUCAAUUCGGUGCUGUCCGCAAGUUUGUCGCUGAGGUACUUGGUGAAAUUGGCUUGAAAUAUGUGGAAUUAUUACCUGAAAUAGUGCCCCUUUUAAUUAAGUCCCACAAAGAUGAGACACCAGCUGUGGCGAGGCAGGUCAUCGUUUGUGGAACUGAUUUAUUCCGUUCCACCCUUGAAAGAGUCGCGGUUCAGGGUUUGCAUUCUAGUGAGUUGGAUGAGCUUCUUGAAUCUUCGUGGACAUGGAUGAUUAAGUUUAAGGAUGAAAUCUGCUCACUGGCUUUCAAGCAAGGAAACAGUGGUGUAAAAUUAUGCGCUAUGAAAUUUGUGGAAGCGCUUAUUCUUUUGUAUACACCUGACCCUAGUGGGUCUUUGGAGCCUCCUUCUCAUGAAGGAAUUCAAGCAGAUUUUAAUAUAUCUAUGCUACGUGGGGGGCAUCCUGUUUUGAAUAUCGGAGACUUGUCGAUUGAGGCCAGCCAGAAGUUGGGUUUACUGCUUGAUCAGCUUAGGCACCCUGCAGCAAAAUCUCUAAAUAGCUCGACGAUUAUUGUUCUCAUCAAUAGUCUUUCAGCAGUUGCAAAGAAACGUCCUGCAUAUUGUGGACGAAUUCUGCCUGUUCUACUAAGCUUGGAUCCCCUAAGCUUUCUCAAUGGAGUGCAUGCUGCAGCUGCAAAUCUUGCGCUGAAGACUGUAUUUCUUUCGUGCUUGAAAUGUACACACCCCGCUGCUGCACCGUGGAAGGACCGGUUGAUCGGUGCUCUGAAGGAGAUAGAAGGUGGCGGUCGGACAGACAAAGCUGAAGAUCUGUUUUACAAGACUAACGGAAGCAUUCAGGACAAAGACAGUGUAGAGGAUACCAAGUUUCAGGUACCAUUGGAAGAGAAUCCUCUCUGUGUGAGUUCUUUAGUCGCGGAAAGUACAUUUGGUAGGAAAAGAUCUGGAUCAGAAUACAAUAUUGAUGGGAAUGGAGAUGCUUUGAGUGGAAAACGUGCAAGAAUAAUACCUUCUGUGUCAGGAGAAUCUACAGAAGGAUUAAAUGGUAAUGAUGUUGGCUCUCUACCUCUGGUUGCUUCUACUUCAGCUGGACCAAAUAAGAGCAGAGUAGUGAGUGAUACUGGACCUGUUCAGCAACUGGUUGCUAUGUUCGGAGCCUUGGUUGCUCAGGGUGAAAAAGCAAUAGGAUCUUUAGAGAUUCUUAUUUCAAGUAUUUCUGCGGAUUUGCUGGCCGAUGUUGUGAUGGCUAAUAUGCAAAAUAUCCCCCCAGAUGACACUUCUUAUGCUGAUGGCACCGAUGACUUGGUGAUGAACAUGUGUAUAGUUGGCAGUGAUGCACAAAUUAAAUAUCCACCAUCAUUUUUGGCUGGUGUUCUUUCACUAUCAACUGCAUUCCCACCGAUUUCUGCCCUGAUAAAUCGUAACAUACCAAAAAAGGAAAAUGCAGGUGAAGAACUCUGUGCUGAUCAUGUGGACCAGCAGAUGUUUUCAGCUGAAGAUGCGGUUCUUGCAAGUGGCUUACCAGCUUCUUCUGAUACGUUUCCAGUAAAUGAAGAGGGCAAUAUUGUAUUUCCACCAAAUGUGCAUUACAGAGGGAAUAUAGAAGGUGGUAUACCUGGAAUGGAUUCUUCAGCUCAAAAUGAUGUGUUAUUAGAAGCCUCUGUUACUUCUGUAUUGGGUUCAACAAAUGUGGAGGCUGCAAGCAUGAAUCAAGAUGCCAGUUUCAGUGGAGAACCUCUUCUCGCUGUGAUUCCCUCAGUGUCUGUAGAUAAGUCUGAGGAAUUUAGUCCAAAGACGACUGGCACAGGUUGUAACAGCUUGGUUUCCUCAACGGCAACAUCACUUGUUUCUGCGCCUCAGUUUGUCUUGCCUAAGAUAUCAGCACCUGUUGUCGACCUUUCUGAUGAAGAAAAAGACAAUCUGCAGAAGCUGGUGUUUUUGCGAAUUGUUGAAGCAUAUAAGCAAAUAUCAAUGUCUGGUGGUUCACAACUUCGCUUUUCUCUUCUUGCUCAAUUGGGAAUUGAGUUUCCUUCAGAGUUAGACCCUUGGAAAAUAUUACAGGAGCACAUUCUCUCGGAUUAUUUGAGCCAUGAGGGACAUGAGUUGACUGUGCGGGUUCUUUACAGGCUAUACGGGGAGGCAGAAGCAGAACAAGAUUUCUUCUCGUCAACUACUGCUGCGUCUGCAUAUGAAACUUUCUUGCUGACUGUGGCUGAAGCACUUAGAGAUUCCUUUCCACCGUCUGACAAAUCUUUAAGUAAAUUGCUUGGAGAUUCUCCAUUUCUGCCGAAAUCAGUUCUGAAGUUGCUGGAAUCGUUUUGCUGUCCUGGAAGUUGUGACAAGGUUGAAAAGGAUUUACAAAAUGGAGACCGUGUUACUCAAGGUCUCAGUGCUGUUUGGAGUCUGAUUUUAACGAGACCUGGAAUCCGGAAUGACUGCCUGGAGAUUGCUUUGCAGAGUGCUGUUCAUCACUUGGAAGAGAUUCGCAUGAAAGCAAUCCGCCUGGUGGCAAACAAGCUCUAUUCUUUAUCCUUUAUUACACAACAGAUUGAGGAAUUUGCGAAAGACAAGCUAUUUUCCGUUGUGGGUUGCAUUUCUUCAGAGCGAGGAGAUGGUGAAACAUUGAUUGAUGAUUGUAAAAAGAAGGAUCUUGAUAUGGAAAAUCCACCAAAGAAAUCUCAGUCGGUGAGUGGUGUGGGCAUGGAUACGUCCUCCGAAGCAAGAUCAUCAACUUCAGUUGCUGAAGCCCAACGCUGCUUGUCGCUCUAUUUUGCUCUCUGUACAAAGAAGCACGCCCUUUUUGUCCAUGUGUUCAGCAUUUACAAAGAUGCAUCAGAUCCUGUUAAGCAGGCUAUUCAUCGUCAAAUCCCAAUUCUAGUUCGUACUAUGGGCUCAUCCUCUGAGCUUCUUAAAAUAAUAGCAGACCCACCGAGUGGGAGUGAAAAUCUUCUACUGCAGGUUCUUCAAACUCUUACCGAGGGGCCCAUGCCUUCUUCAGAAUUGAUACAUACUAUACGAAAGUUGUUUGAUACAAGAAUAAAGGAUGUAGAAAUCAUUUUCCCAAUUUUGCCAUUCCUGCCAAGAGACGAUGUUCUACGCAUUUUUCCUCAUCUGGUGAAUCUUCCUACGGAGAAAUUCCAAGUUGCACUGUCUCGUGUCCUGCAGGGAUCAUCUCAGUCUGGCCCAGUGCUUUCUCCAUCUGAAGUUUUAAUUGCUAUCCACAGCAUUGACCCAGCGAGAGAUGGAAUACCACUUAAACAGGUCACAGAUGCAUGCAAUACCUGUUUCGCACAGAGGCAGAUAUUCACUCAACAGGUUUUAGCCGGCGUUCUGAAUCAACUGGUCCAGCAAAUUCCACUCCCAAUGUUAUUUAUGCGUACAGUUUUACAAGCUAUCGGUGCUUUUCCAGCUCUGUCGGACUUCAUCCUGGAGAUCCUUUCUCGUCUCGUUAGCAAACAGAUAUGGAAAGAUCCGAAACUGUGGGUAGGAUUUUUGAAAUGUGCACAGUCAACACAGCCUCAAUCAUACAAGGUCUUACUACAGCUUCCUCCACCUCAGCUGGGAAAUGCAUUGACUAAAAUCUCGGCCUUAAGAGCUCCACUAACCGCACAUGCGAGCCAGCCAGAGAUCCGGUCUUCACUUCCAAGAUCUACAUUGGCUGUUCUCGGACUUGUCCCUGAUUCUCAGGGAACACAGACGAGUCAAGUGCAAGCGAGUGAGACACAAACGAGUCAGGGACAGCAGCAAGCAAGCGAGUCACAGCAAACGAGCCAGUCUCAGCAGGUUUCUGUACCAUUGAGUCACUCUGAGACAGACCACCAGGAAACCAGUCAAGUGGUUGCCACUCAGUCUCAAAGCAGUCCUAUUGGUACGGGCAUGUCUGAAACGAGUCAGUCUCAAAGCAGUCCCGUUGGUGCGGGCCAGUCUGAAUUGAGUCAAGACACCCAAGUGUCGGACUCGAAUCCUCCAGCAACAACGAGCCAUACCCAAACAUCAGAUUCUCAAUCGUCAAACCAGACACAUGCUGAUGAUGAGAAGAUAGACGACACGGCAGCCUCUGAAAACGAGACGAUGGAGGUUGAGAAAUCAAAGGAAUCUUCUGCAGAAGAAGAAGAGUGAGUGCACCUUUCUGUGACGAAUUUUAAUCGGAAAAAAACAAUUGGACUCCAGAGAGGAGGAGAAGAUUCAGAUUCAGAAAUUCGGUCAUCAUCAGUCAGGGGAGAAGCUUACAUGUAUUGUAGCAAUUUUUUUUUCUUCUUAAAGUUAGAUUACUUACUUGGAAUGAAUUUUGUAGAUUUGAUUAAAGGUAUGUUUUUAGACGCACUGUGUCAUUAGCGAUUGUAAUAUUUUCUUGAAUCAAGACUAAUAAAACUAAAGAAAAGUUCCACCGA